UCUAGCAUCUCGAGCAUAGGUUAUUGCAAUAGCUUUCUGAAUCCAGUCAUUUAUGCAAAGUUUAAUCGUGAGUUCCGAACUCCAUUUAGACAAAUACUGCUUUGUCAUUGCCGCAGCAUAAAUGCACGUUUACGCUCCGAAACCUAUGCUGCCCAGUUUGGACUUCCUAGUUCUGCCGGCUGCCGAAGACGUCGAACAGAAACUUCUCUUGGCAAGCUACGUACAUCAGAAAUCAUUUAUGAAAAAUCUGAGAGUAAAGCAAUAACACAAUACAAGGUGACUGGAAAUUUUUAUCCAGAGUUCAGAAUUAAAUGCAUCAUGUCCGAUCUUCUGUAUCGUAAAAUAUUGCAAAAUAAAACCGUCAACCCUAGUGACAAUAAAUGA
Molecule: messenger RNA, 384 nt
Organism: Protopolystoma xenopodis
Lineage: Eukaryota; Metazoa; Platyhelminthes; Monogenea; Polystomatidea; Polystomatidae
Source: the annotation of a GenBank genome assembly